AAACCGAUUGCUGCAGAGGUAAUUUUGCAUGAACCAGAGUUGACAAUAUCUCCAUAGAGCCGCAAGCUGAAACGCUCAGAGCGUCUUCGUCGGUAUACUAUCCUCAUGCACAUUUCCGAAAAUUAUGGAGCGAGCACUCUACUUGCACAAGGGGCCCUUCCUGCACAGUCCAUCGUUCAAACAGAGUCGUACCUAUCGCCCUUCAUAUCUCAAGCGUGAUGACAUCACAAAUGCCGGAAAAUAUAAGCACAUGCAGUUCCGUUCUUGAAGAUGGCUGUCCCAGUAAGAGCAACUGAUCUGUCAACUGUCAUGUCCAAGAAUCAACAGUGGCCACGUUUCACUCAAAUCAGAGAGUGCAGACAAAAUCGGAACGGACUGCUCUUGAAUUGCAGUUUACGGGAGCUUCAAUACUGCCGAGUGAUACGAAACCACUUCCUCCUUGGCCAUAUCUUAUCAAUUCCGACUCGCUGCCUUCGUUAAAAGAAGUCAGGCUUUUGAAACCGCAGUCUAAAGACAUCCGGGAGAGAUCCACUACUCCCGAAUGCAAAAACGCACAUGACGUGAAAAACAACUGGUUUUGACAAGCAGACUACGACAUUAACAUCCUCUGCUGAUGAAUUCCGUCGAGAAACAUGAUAUACAAUGAUCUCAUCUAAAUCCGUGACCUACGAGCCCGGUCGGAUGUGGAGUCGUCGUCCUGGGCGAUAUUAGUUGAUAUCAGCCGUCCAGAUUUGGCAUCGAGGGUGGUGAUCCAUCCUACGCUGGAUUAGGGUUAGGGUUUGGCUUGGUACAUGUGGGACUCCACAGGGUUUUAGCCAAGGGAGGUUGACGAUGCAGGGUUUAGCUCUCUUCGGCUUUGAAAGGAUUCUGUGCGGGGUUGAGGAGUACGCGCGAAACGAGAAUUGGCAGACGGGGGACUCGGUGUGUGGGGCAGAGUUCGUAUCACGAAUUCGAAAUUGAUGAACUUACAGGAAAUCAAUGUGAGCAGCGAUCUGUUUCUAAGGAGAAAGUCGUUCAUGGCAUGAAUUCUUAGACUUGGGCACGAUGAACCGGGUGGUAAAACCCCUUGGAAAUGGUGUAAACAAAGAGCCGAGUAAGGGAAUGAAGACGAAGCCAGCUGAAUUUGAUCCCGGUGCAGAGGAAGCGCUUAACAGAUUGAAAUGUUCUGAUGCAAUCGAUUGGCUGGGUGCCUCACCUGCAUUAGUAGACUGUGCGAAGCAGGCCUCAGAGGGUUUAUUCUCCCUCACUGCGAGCAACUUCGAUAAAGCACCUCUGAGAAAAUUAUACACCGAUAGAUUCGAUGCCGAACAGAUUUGGCAACAGAUUGAUCUUCAGUCCCUUCCAGUGCUGUCUUACAUUCGUCGCAGAGUGAAAAUUCUCGAGAAGGUUUCAGUCGACAAUUAUUUUGUAUUGCCAGAAGAUUUGUCCGAACAAAGGAAGAAACACGUGCAGGAUGACGAUAAGGAAAGAGAAACGGAAUUCGCAAAUGGCGCGCAUUCAGCUUCCGAAGAUGAAGACGAAGGGAAGUCAGAUGGAUCGGACGAGGACCUGGACGGACUCGAGGGAAUUUCAGGUUCUGAAGAAGAGGACGACGAAGACGAAGAGCAGGGUGCACCAAAGAACCCCGUUGAAGAUGAUUUUUUCAAAAUUAGCGAAAUGGAGAACUUUUUGGAUAAAGCUGAUGCUGAUGAGAAUGGUCUUCCUUCACCUUCUGGUACUGAUGGAGAGGAAGAUGAUGAAGACGAAGACGACGUAGAAGCUGCCGAAGCUGGUUUUAGUGAAGAAGAUGAUGAAGAUGAUGAGGAGGAUGGUGGAGGCAAGGAAUUAGGACUUGGAAAAUACGAAGAAUUUUUUGGCAAAGAUAAGAAGCGGAAGGUGAAGUUCGAUCUCGAUGAUCGAAACGAAGUAGACGACAGUGACAAUGAAGACGGAUCGGGCGAAGGGGACAUGAUUUCUGGUGAUAAAGAAAUUCUGCUAGCACAGGAGGAGAAUCUCUCAGCUCACGAGAAACGUCUAUUGAAGGCUAAGAAACGAAUUGAGUAUUUCGAAAAAGCCAACAUUGAUCCGAAGGAUUGGACGCAGCAAGGAGAGGUGACAGCUAAGAAGAGACCGAAGAACAGUGCUUUGGAGGUGGAGCUCGAUUUUGAUCACAAUGCCCGUCCACCCCCUGUCAUCACGGAGGAAGUCACAGCAUCAUUGGAGGACAUGAUAAAAGCUCGCAUUGCAGAGGGACGUUUUGACGACAUACAAAGAAGAUACGUCGCGGCCGAUACUGCACCGAAAGAACGGAUUGAAUUGGAUGAGAACAAAAGCCAGAAAGGCCUUGGGGAGCUCUAUGAGGCCGAUUAUAUGCAGCAAACGGGAUCGGCUGUUGCUCCAGCCACCAGCAAUGAUGCCUUGAGAAGCGAGGCAACACUUCUGUUUAAAGCUCUUUGCAGCCGUCUAGAUGCACUCUCCCACUUCAACUUUGCUCCUAAGCCUGUCAUUGAGGACAUGGGGGUUCGUGCAGACGUACCUGCCCUCGCAAUGGAAGAGGUAGCACCUCUUGCAGUUUCAGAUGCAUCCAUGCUUGCACCAGAGGAAGUGUUUACGGGAGAAGAUGGCCUCAAAGCCGAGGCUGAGCUUACUCCCGAGGAGAGGAAGAGACGGAGAGCACAAAAGAAAAGAAAGCGCAAAGGUGAACGGAGGACACAAGAUCAACUUAGAGCUAGAAAGAGAGUCCGCCCUAGUGGGUCCACCCCUGCAGAUCCAAAGGCGACACCUGGUCUCAAAAUUGGCUAUUCUUCCUUUUCCAAAUCUACAAAGGUGUUCGCAGCUCUGGAUAGUGCUAAAGAUGGCAAAGGCAAAGUUGCUUCCAGAAAGGACGAGAAACAACUCCCUCGAGCCUCCAAUCUCAAGUUGUAAUAUUACAUUGAUACACAUUUUUGACUUUGAAAUGAUGAUCCCUGUGUACAAAGUGCAUUCUGUUUUCAAGCAGAGGUUGUUGGUGC
Marchantia polymorpha subsp. ruderalis is the source of this 2990-nucleotide messenger RNA. Lineage: Eukaryota; Viridiplantae; Streptophyta; Marchantiopsida; Marchantiales; Marchantiaceae. The record is from the annotation of a GenBank genome assembly.